Messenger RNA from Xiphophorus maculatus (southern platyfish), 4271 nucleotides. It is a transcript of the gene lpar2a, whose product is annotated as lysophosphatidic acid receptor 2. Gene Ontology annotation, molecular function: melanocortin receptor activity. Lineage: Eukaryota; Metazoa; Chordata; Actinopteri; Cyprinodontiformes; Poeciliidae. Bases 277 to 1380 code for a protein of 367 amino acids. The record is from RefSeq and is a predicted model, not a curated record. Gene Ontology annotation, biological process: G protein-coupled receptor signaling pathway. Gene Ontology annotation, cellular component: membrane. The transcript is spliced from 4 exons.
ACUGUGUGAACAAUGUGUUCCGAAGCUGUAUGUGAGGCAGGACAUUUUGUUUGUCCGUUUUUUUAAGCGGUACUUGGAGGCAACAUCGUUUACCUGUUGUUCAGGUUCAGCUGUUUCGAGUGAGAAUGAUUCAGAGACGCGUAACCGGGAGAAGUGCUAGGACACAUGUACUGUCAGUGCUAACAAAAUAAGACUUUCUCCUUCUUUUGGCGUAAAGUGGAGUCACCUGAUUCAUAAAGGAAAUGUCCGGAAGGAGGAGACUCUAAAGUGAAAGUUAUGGACAUUGACAAUAAUACGUCGAACGGCUGCUACAGCAACCAAAACGUCACCUUCUUUUACCAACAGGUGAAUAAAACGAUCAGAGGGAACUGGACUACACGGGACCACCUGGUCAUAGGACUAGGCUUGCCCUUAUCCUUAAUAGUGGUGUUGGCCAACCUGUUAGUGAUGGCAGCCAUCCACAUGAACCGCCGCUUUCACUUCCCCAUUUACUACCUGCUGGGAAACAUGGCAGCAGCAGACUUGUUUGCAGGUUUAGCCUAUACCAACCUGAUAUUCAACACGGGACCCUGGACAGCGAAGCUCUCUAAGAAGCAGUGGUACAUCCGUGGGGCUUUGAUUGACAUCAGCCUGACUGCCUCCGUCGCCAACCUCCUGGCUGUGGCUGUGGAACGCCACCAGACCAUCAUCACUAUGCAGCUGCACAGCACCAUGACCAAGAGGCGCGUGGUGCUGCUCAUCAUCUCCAUCUGGGCCGUAGGGAUCAUCAUGGGUCUGGUGCCAUCGCUGUUUUGGAACUGUGAAUGUGAUCUCGCAGACUGCUCCACUGUUGCUCCCCUCUACAGCCGCCGCUUCUUGAUUUUCUGGGCACUUCUCAACCUGCUCACCUUUUUCAUUAUGCUGGGCAUGUACUCUCACAUAUUCUUUCACGUGAAACGCCAGAGUCGCCACACUUCUCAGCACGCCUCCGAGGCACGACAGCAGACAGUCAUCAACUUGAUGAAAACCAUUUCUAUGGUUCUGGGUGCCUUUGUGAUCUGCUGGACACCUGGCCUCAUCGUUCUCCUCCUGGACGGGCUGCAGGGUAAAGAGAGCAACGCCAACAAAUAUGAGAAAUACUGUUUGGCGAUAGCGGAGUGCAACUCUCUGGUCAAUCCGAUCAUUUAUUCCUUACGUGACGCCGAGAUGCGGAAAACGUUCAAGUGGAUCCUUUGCUGUUUUUGUCGACGUGAGGGCUGUCAGCCGAGGGAGACUCUGUCAACAGAAAUUGACUCUCCAUUGAAGGAGAAAAUUCUAAGCUACAAGUUAGAAGAUCCGGUCUUGUGGAAGAAUCCGGACAGAGACAGUAAAGAUGACAAGUGGACAGACUCUGUGGUAUGACAGAAAAUCAGACAUAUUGUAACCUUAGUGUAUAUAUUUGUAAAUCUUGUGUUGACAUUUAAAUUUUUGAAUGAAUUAAAAGGAAGAAAAAAUUACAGUUAGCAUUCGAGAAAAGUUUUUUUGUCUUUGGUCUUUGUGCAGCUAACAAAUUCACCUAAAAAUCAACAGAUGGUGCAAUCUCUCCUUUUAUUACAUUUGACUAUCACAAGAGCAUUUGUGACAACUUAUAAAAUGAAACACUCCUAAAAUGAGAUACUGAAAAAAAAAUAAUCACACUAAAUUGUUUUUUUUUAUUAAUUUUCUAAUAAGAACACUACAAUUUUGUCAUAUUCUUCCGUUUUGUUUUACUCUUUCUAGAUCAAUUCUAAAGUUGAGGUAUAAAAGGAGUUCAUACAGACUCACAAGUCUGAAAACAGUGGGGUUAUAUACAAGAGAAAUGGAAAGACAGAGGUAGAGAGAGGGGUAAAUACAAGGGAAAGAGGGAGAUACAAAUAUACUAAUAAAAACAAACAAAUGAAGGUUUACAAAGACAUUUGGUGCUGUGGAACUAAACCAGUCGAAUGAUCAAAAUACUUGUUAGUUUACAAUAAGAUUAUUUUUAUUGAUGAGUUACAACGGCGCUGCAAAAUGCAUGAGCUCACAAAGUGUAUAUAUUGACAUCAAGUAUUUAGGCAUUGAUGUUUCUGCUGUAAUAAAUUGAGGUGAAUGGCAAUAGUGGCAAAUCACCGAGGCAACAAACGAGGGGAAACUUGUAGUUUAAGCAUUCAAGAAGUAAAACCCAAUGUGGAAAUUAAAAAGGGGAUGAAAUAGUUAUAGGAAAAUAAAAAAUAGUUCCACAGCACCACAUUACAUUUGUUCAUCCUACACUGCAACUUGGUUAUGUAACAAAAGAUCUAAAUAAUAUUCAAAGCCAAUACAGAGUUAGCGUGAAUCCUGUGAAACAGUAGAUAUCUCAACCAAACAAAGUUUUAUAAAAGAAAAAGAAAAUGUACUGAAACAUUACACAAACUGUACAGUGACAUCCAUUACAACAAGUAGAAAAAAAGGGGCGGCAUGAUAAUUUGGUGUGACGACGCCAUUACUCAGGACGCAGCAAUAACAAGCUGCUGCGAGAGACAAAACAGGAAAUGAAAUGUGAGAGAUAACGUGUGACUGGCUUUCAAGCUCAGCUUCUGUUUUGUAACAUGGUUCAAACAAACUCUUUAAUGACAAGUCUUAAUAAGGCUUUGCCUUACUAUCAAAACGCCUUGUUAUUCACGUAAUCUUUAAUGUAUAAAACAGCUUUAACGAAUGGAAAUUGCCAAAAUGUGUCAGGUUUGUCCUACACACAAAUUAAGAGUUUUACUACACCCAGUGCUGCCUCUUUUUUGGUAACAGAGGAGAGAGAGAAGCCCUUGCCCAAUUGGCCAUGGAACAUAAAAAGAUGGGUUAUUUUUACCAGACGGUAUUAAAGGAUAAAGAAAGGGCAGAGCAUUUCUUUUAUGCUCAAAAUCAAAUCACAGGUGUGAUGAGUGUUAACUCCACCCAUCACUUAUGAAGCCCCAUUUAAAACAAAACAAAAAUAAACCAACUUGAGGCAUGACAACACCACAAAGAGACACAGGUACAAACAGAAUUCCCUCCUCAAAUGUAAAAGGCGACUGCGCACCAAUGUUUUAAAAAAAGUAGCAUUAUUACAUUGCUGAACUUUGUAUAUUUGGUUUUGGUACAACAUCAGGUUGUUAACAUGUUGCCUCAGGCUCACAAGCUUAAGUUUCAAGAUGGGGAAAAAAAAUCUAAGUUGAACCCCACCUUGCGUGUCGUUAGCUGGUGGAAGCGCCCAGUCUACAUAAUGCUUACAAAGUUCGAAGGAGCACCAGCCAGUUUGACUAAGAUAUCCCAGGAACCUUUUACACGUCCACACAGACACAUCAACAUGUGAUGCACUUUUUUUUUUGGUUUUGGUCUGACUGUAAUAGUUUUACCUUUUUAUUUAUUCAUUUUUUUUCUCUCGUUAAUACAAAUUAAGCUAAAAACGUAAAUGAAAAACAGUAUAACACCUAGAAGUCCUACAUGCAUGGAAGACAGUCACAUUUCUAAGUUCAUGUCACAUUUGUUCCAGUAAUACAUCGAUGCCUCGCGAUCUUUCCACCCUUCGUUUGUCAUAAAGAUGUCGUAUUGAGCUAAUUUUUGGUGGUGGCUGGUGCAUUCUUGGUGAAACAGCAUUAGAUAAUAGUCUACAAUCAAAUAAACUAGUGGACAGAAAGAAAGAAGUAAAGUCUACAAGCCAUCUACCAACACCCUCUAUGGGUUAGCAGUGGAAAGAGCUAUUGGUUACAUAUGCUCAACCAAAGAUGUUCUCCUAUUCUCUUCACACCAGCCCUACCAUCUCCUGUCCUGCCUGGUUCGGAGCAGGGAUCCCCUCACCUUCCUAGAAAGGUAGAAACCCAUAGCAAGGAUGCUAACAUCUGUGCUUGACACAUCGCUUAUGUCAGCUCAUAAUGAGAACAGCUGACAAGUUGUGAGCUGUAUGUUUUGGGGACAGUUGCGUGCACCUCUGUGCAAACAUCAGUUGCUCACCUUAAAAUCCUAACAGAAGGAUACAUUGAUGCAACAGUGUCUUGUGUUGAGUAGGCAGAGGGUAAUCUCAGAGGAACACUGGGGCAGCACUUUGGUACAAGCAAGGUGAGCAGAGCUCCCUGGUGGUCCGUAACCACAGUUUGGCUGUCAGAUGCCAAGGCUUCAGCAGAUACGGGCAAUUACACACAGUUUCCCAAAGCAAAGAGUUGAGUGUAAAGGUCAAACAGCACAUGAACAAGCCGUGGGAGUACUGUGUAAAGUUAACGUGCAUAUACACAUAAUGUACAGACAUCAUGAUCAUCUACACAGCUGGAUGUGUUUUUUUUGUUUUG